Molecule: messenger RNA, 4311 nt
Organism: Homalodisca vitripennis (glassy-winged sharpshooter)
Lineage: Eukaryota; Metazoa; Arthropoda; Insecta; Hemiptera; Cicadellidae
Product: UDP-glycosyltransferase UGT5-like
Exons: 6
Coding region: 1781-3358 (525 amino acids)
Molecular function (GO): UDP-glycosyltransferase activity
Source: RefSeq, a predicted model, not a curated record
GAUUUUAUAAAUUUUAUUUGUUGUUUAUAAAAAUUGUAUUGGUUAGAAGCAAAACGGUUUGAUUUUGUAUUUAGAAUAAAGCAGGAGAGAGUAAAACAGAGCAUUAAAUGUCAAGGACAUUUUUUUCCUAGCACUAGCAUUGUAUGGAAGGAAGCAGUAACCAGAUAACAUAAGGGUCCCAGCUGAUUCUAACCUUCAAAAAGUUUCUCUCUCUUGUGUAAGCCAUCCUCAAUAGAAACUGGUUGGAAAUAUUCUAUGCAAUCUUCAGUCGUAUUUUAUCUUGGAAACAGUCACUUUGUGUGAUAUCUACAAGUAAAGAGUAAUUUUUUUAGGUUUAUAAAGUUUAAUUAAAUAAUUUUCUUACAAAAAUAGAAUACAAAUUUGUACUAUUUUGUUCAUUUAUGUAUUUAUGUCUUAUAAAUACAUAAAUGAAUGAUUAUCAGAAUAUCAAUACUCAACAAAGGAUAAAAAUGGGGCCUGCCUUAGUCACUGCUGUAUAGAAAGACAUUACUUGAGAGUAAACAAUUAAUUGUUUUUACCGGAACUGUUGGUCGUGCUGAAGGCUCAGCUGAACUUCAAGUACUAAUGAGUGUACCGGUUGGAAUUUGUCCAGAAAUCAAGUUGUGAUCACUUUCAUGGUCCACUGUGUUUAGGAAGAACCACUGGAUAUUUAUAUCAGAGUUCUUUAAAAUUUUUCUGUGAAAUUUGUUUUAGGAUUAACAGAAAUAUGAAUCUUUGUAAAUAUGAGGUUGCACUUGUACUGGGUUUCACUAUUCAAUACCAGAAUGGCAUACAAACCUUUGUUUGGUAUAUAGUAAAACAUGUGUUGCCUUUAGUUCAAAUACACAUCAAAGAAUAUAACAUGUCAUUUUGUAUGAACUUUUUAUUUGAAUGUCUAGUAAUAAAACACAUUUUAUUUUAAUAAAUUUUCAUUUUAAAUUAACAUAAACUAUUUGUUAUUAUUAGUGUUUAUUAAACGUUUCUAUAAAGAUAAUAUCUAGUUUUAUAUUAAUAAUAUUAGGUAUAUAUUACGGUGUAGUGAGUGAGGUAUAAUAAUAAAUUAUUGUUUUAUACACUGUUAGAGUUUAAAAUUUUGCACUAACAAUUUAAGGGUUACUUUUAUUAACUACUAGCUGUUACAUGCGGCUUCGCAUGCAAAGUUCAAAAUCAAAGUCCUUAUAGUACUCAGUAAACACUUAUUAUGAAAUAUCAUGACCCUACAAAAUUUUUCAAACUUAAUCAGACUACAUAGAUUUAGCUAGCAUAUAAAGCUGUAACAUGACUUUCAGUACUGUCUUUGGUUUCUGCCACAAUAAAAUGGUUUUGAACAUAUGAAUUUUUUAGUAAAUACCAGUUAGAAUAACAACAAAAUUUAUUGUCCAAAUUAAGAUUCACUCCCUUAUUGGUUGCAGUAAUUAUAAGUAAAAACACUAAUUUAUAAUACAUUAGAUAUAAAUAAAACUAGCAGUAUGACUUGAAAACAAGGUCUCAUUUUAUUCAAAGAAUGCCGUUCAUGUUAUCUUUUAUGUAAUAAGUUUGUAAAUUAGCUUUGUCAUUGUUUUUUAUUCAGUUUUAUCUGUUUUGUUCCCAAAAUGUUUACAGUGUGCUACUUGAUAAGAAGGAUACUUGACCGAAAAGAAAAUGGAGGGGAUUGGUGAAGAGAGGGUAGAGUAGUCUUCAAUCUGUAGAGACCUUGAGAAGAUAUUGGAGAUUAUUGUAUUAAAUUACCUCAUAUGAGUGUGGCCUGCAUUCAGCUGUAGCUCAGCUUUUAAUACAAGUCAUGAAAGGUUCGUUUCUGCUGUCAGUCGUGCUUCUCCAAGCACUGGGCUGUGGUCUUGGGGCAAGGAUACUGGUUGUGCUACCGUUUCCUGCCAGGAGUCACUUUUUCUUCUUGUCAGCCAUCUUGAAAGCCUUGUCUCAGAGAGGACAUCACAUUGUUGAAUAUAGCCCCUUCCCUCCUAGUAAACCUCUUCCUAACUACACCCACGUUGAGGUCCAUACAUUCCUUGAGGAUCUUGUCAAUGAUUGGAGUUUUGAAGAAUUUGAGGAAAUGGCCCAAAAGGACCAGCCGGUUGUUGGUUUAGGAUUUAUGAGUAUAUGGAACAUUUCAAGUGCAGUGUGUGCAGAAGCAUUUCAACAUGAAAACUUUAAAAAACUUAUCAACUCCAAUGAAAAAUUUGAUCUUGUAAUCACAGAAUCUUCAUUUGGACAAGAAUCAAUGCUUGUUUUUGGACACAGAUUUAGUGCACCAACAGUGACUCUGCAGACAUUCUCCUCCUGGAGUGGUAUUAACAAGAAUGCAGGAAAUGCCUUAUCAAUCGCUUUCAUCCCUGAUAUCAUCUCAUAUAUAGCCUCCGAUCAAAUGUCUUUCCAUGAGAGAUUCUUGAACUUCAUCUCUACUGUGACGACCCUCUUUAUGUACUACAAUCACCAGCUUCCAUUACAAGACAAUGUACUGAAAGAGAACUACAAGAUGGAUGCUCCCCCUGUAGCUGACAUGGUUAGCAAUGUCUCGCUGUACCUCAUCAACACUCAUCCUACUGUGGAGUAUGCGCAACCUUACACUCCAAAUAUCAUUCCUGUUGGAGGAAUUGUAAUAGAACCUGACAGAACAUCUCUUCCUGAGGACAUCAAGAAAUUCAUGGAUGGAGCGUCCAAAGAGGGGGUGAUUUACUUCAGUUUGGGAACCUUAGUGCCUAUUCAUCGUAUGCCAAAAGAAAAAUUGCAAAUGUUUGUGAAUGUCUUCAGUAAACUAAAACAAAAAGUGCUGUGGAGGAUUAAUCUUGACACCAUACCUGGCCUCUCUGCUAAUGUGAAGUUAACAAAAUGGGUUCCUCAACCAGGGGUCUUAGCUCAUCCAAAUUGUGUUUUGUUCUUGACACAUGGGGGGCUGUUUGGACAACAGGAAGCCAUCCAUGCAGGAGUACCAACUGUUAAUAUUCCGUUUUUUGGAGAUCAGCCAUACAAUGCCAAGUUUGCGGAGCAUCGUGGCAUCGGAGUCAAACUUAUGUUUAACGAUUUGUCCGAUGAAACUAUCUCCACUGCUAUUAGAACCGUCCUGGACAAUCCAAAGUACAAAGAGAAUGCUCAGCGAAUAUCUCGUAUAUUCCGGGACAGACCAAUGUCCCCAGCUGACUCAGCAGUGUUCUGGGUGGAGUAUGUGCUGAGGCAUAGAGGAGCUCAUCAUCUGAGAUCUGCAGCCACACAACUGUCCUGGUACCAGCUGGCUCUCCUGGACAUCCUGGCAGUUUUCAUGGCUGUCAUUGUCAUCCUUUGCUUUGUCUUAAGGAGGAUAUACUCAUUAUUGUUCGUCUGGAAGAAACAACCUAAAGUGACAAAAAAGAAAAAGGAAAAUUAAGAUAACACCACCUUAUGAAGACUACAAAGUAUUCGAGUCUUCUUCCAAAUGUGUCCCUUGAAGCUAAACACUCUGAAUACAAAAUCGAAUUUUGAAAUAAUUAAUCAUGUAGAUUCUUUAAUCUAAAGAAGUGUAUUAUAGUUAGUUUACUGAACUUUCUUAUUAUGGUAACAAUAACCCAUAAGGUUGAAGUCAAUUAUGGCAUAAACUUUGGCGAGUGAUUUCAAUUUUAAUGAGGCAUGUUCUGAUAUAGUUCUUUACAUUGAUUUUAGCUAACACUGUGCUACAAAUUACACACAGUGAGUAUGGAAAAGAUGUUCAUUAUCAACAUUUAAAGUGAAAGCUAUAUGUUAUAUUCUUCAUAACACAUUAUUUUAUCUUUAACUACUAGAUUUUUUAAGAAAAUGAGCCUCGCAUCCAUAUGAAGAUUGUGUGGCAGAAACAUAGUAUUUGAUUAUGUGUGGCAUUUGAAUGUUUCUGUUGUGUGUCCCUUGAUAGCAAAAACAGGAUGUUUCAAGUGCCUUCAUAUUUUAACAUUGGAUGAGAUCUUAUAAUGAAUGUUUUAAAAUGUAAUGUUGUUGUUGAUCUUGGAAUGUUGUAAAAAUUAAAGGUACCAUAAUACACAAGAGACCUGUCACAAGACUGAAACAAAAUAAUUGUUGAAUAACACAUGAAAUCAGGUAGAAAAUAAUUGUUAGUAAUAUAAGAUGUCCUUAUUAGCAAUGAGAUAUUUAGGGAGUUCUUUACUAUCUACUUGUUUUAAAUUAGUUAAAUAAUUGUCUUUCCAUAUAAAGAGGUUUUUUUAAGAUAAUGAGGUAAAUGUGGGAAAUGGAGAAGUUAUUCAAACCUCUAAAGUACCUCCCAGGUUUAAUUCUAGAUAACAGUCAAAUUGUAUACUCUGUAUUCUGAAGACAUGACUUAAAGAGAUUAUAAUCUAGAAAAUUCAAUCCAGA